CACCCCCUUCAGGCGGCCACGUUUGUUAAGGGAAGCGGGACCAGAGGGAAUUGACAACUUUGGGUUGAGCCAGGCCAAAAGGACCCAGCGUGAUGGAGGCUCCUGCUCCGACAACGCCCGCGAUCGGUUUUCCAACUGACGGUAGAUGCAACUACUUUGUGGAAAAGAAGAAGCGCUUCUGCAGGAUGGUGGUGGCCGCGGGGAAAAGGUUCUGUGGUGAACACGCUGGAUCGGCGGAGGUCUGGUAUCGCCCUACCUUCCUGAGAGUCGGAACUGAGUUGCUGGUCUGUGGGUGCUGGAACCCAUCCUCACCCCCUUUGACAGGUUUCUGCUUCUGCCCCAUGGAUUCUCCAGCCUUUACUUAAGAAGAAAAUGCUCGGAAAAGAAUCUUAUGUCCUUUAGAUCCAAAACACACAGUAUAUGAAGACCAACUAGCAAAACAUUUGAAAAAAUGUAAUUCAAGAGAGAAGCCUAAGCCUAUGCCUCUCAGUUGAGAACCACUGCUCCAGACGCUAUGAGCUAAAGGAUUUCUUUAUUCAAGAUAUAAAUGCAGGAUUAAAGGAUGAAACAGAAAUUCUUGAACAAUUAGUUCCACUUUCUUCUCUAUCUGAGGAGCAGUUGGAAACCUUAAUUAAGAAAUUGAGAAAAGCAAGUGAAGGCUUGAACUCUACACAUGAAGAUCACAUUAUGUCCCAUCCAGCAUUACACGACGCCCUUAAUGACCCGAGAAAUGGUGAUUGUGCAGUCAAGCACCUGAAACAGCAGGCUUCUAUUUUAGGUAACAUUGAAAAAUUAAAGUUACUUGGUCCAAGAAGAUGCUUUGUUGAGUUUGGAGCAGGAAAGGGGAAAUUAUCUCACUGGGUUGAUAUUGCCUUAAAAGAUGCUGAAAACGUUCACUUCAUCCUGGUAGAAAAAGUGACCACAAGAUUCAAGGUAGAUGGUAAACACAGAAAAAAGAACUCAGUGUUUGAAAGACUUCAAAUUGAUAUCCAACACUUGUGCUUGAACAGGCUUCCUGUGCUAAGAGAAGGAAGACUGCCUGUAGUAGGAAUUGGGAAGCACCUGUGUGGGGUGGCAACAGAUCUUGCAUUACGAUGUUUGGUUGAAACCUAUGCUGCCAGUUUUAAGGAAAAGGAUGAAGAACCUUUAGCCAAACGCGUAAAGAAUGAUAAAACAGAAAAAGAAAGUAACACUUUGGCCAAGGAAGGAAGUGAAAAAGAUGUCCCAGAGACACGGACCCCUGUGGCUGGCAUUGUCAUUGCGCUCUGUUGUCACCACAGGUGUGACUGGAGACAUUAUGUGGGCAAAGAGUAUUUCAAGGCUCUUGGGCUUGGCGCAGUGGAGUUCUACUAUUUCCAGAGAAUGAGUAGUUGGGCAACGUGUGGGAUGAGGACGUCUUUGGAAGCCUCAGAUGUUACUGCAGAGAGAAAAGAUGCUCAGAAGGAUGAGGAGGAAGAGCACGAUGAUGUAGGAGACAGACUCACGGAUGGCAGCACUGACAGUUUGCCUGGGACUCUUACUGUUGAAGAAAAGAAGAAAAUAGGACAUCUUUGCAAAUUGCUGAUUGACCAAGGCCGACUCCAGUAUUUACAGCAGAAAGGCUUCAGUCCUGCCUUACAGUACUAUACGGACCCAUUGGUGUCUCUGGAAAAUGUAUUAUUAACUGCUGUACCGGCUCAUCUGUCAUCGCAGGAAAAAAAUCAAUCAGUGAAAGGAAACAUGAACAUGAUGUCUUCCACAAGCAAAAAAUAAAUAAAUUAUUUUUAAAUUAUAUUUUGAUAGUCACAAAAAUAUUCACCCAGUUGUCGAAGUAUUCCUUUUCAGCGGGACUCUUUAAAUUACUUUAUCCAUCAGACCGUGUAGAGCUGGGCGUAUGAGUCAGACAGUUGACUUGGUCUUCUGAAAGAUAGAACAUCAGCAUAUAAUUACAGUACGAACUCCGUGUCUUAAUCUGGUAAACUUGUCUUUGGUUUUAUCUGAUAAGUUUUCAUUUUUUUGAGCUCCAGCUGUAAUAAACAGUAGAAGUUUAUAACAAGAAUCAAUCUGAGUGUGAGGCUUUUUUUCAGUUCAGGUCUAGAAAGAGUAAUUGUAAUUUUGUCAAACACAGACAAAUUUAGAAAUGUAAGAAUUGGCAAGUGGCAUCUCCUUUGAAGUCCCAAAGCCAUACCUAUGUUUGUAGUCUCAGAGUCUGUCCUUGACACCAAAACUGAAGAGAUGAUUUUAAGGCAAAAGUAUUCUUUUUAGGUCUUUCUUGGAUAAUUAUCUAGGUCAAACUUCUAAAUAAUAUUGUUUUAAACAGAAAUCAAAUUUGAAAGUUGCAUAUAACUUCUAAAAUUAAUUUAGUACUUUCUAUCUAUCUUUUAUCAGCCUCUUUUUAAUGUAUAAAUAACUUAUAUAUAUUAUAUUAAUAUAAAUAAAUAACUAUAGAAAAAUAAGGUGGUGCGUGCUUUUGGGACGCACAGAGGGGCAGUGGUGGCUCUCGCCUUCGACCCCAGCAUGUGGGACGCGCAGAUCCGCCUGCCUCUCACUUCCAAGUGCUGGAAUUAAAGGCAUGUGCCGAUGCCAGCAGGAAAGUGAUUGGGAAUAAAAUGGAAAUUAGACAGAGAAGCUAAAACAUCAGAUUUAGGCCUUACAUGUAUGUAUGGAGUCUGUGCUCAAACAAUAUUAAACCAAACAUGUCACAGGACCAUCAUUUCCCCGCCUCCUCCCCUGCAGUUGUUUCUACAUUGUGUUUUGUGAACAUUAUUUUAGUUGUAAAGAUGCAGAGACAAAGACUCAGAACCACUAAUUUUAGCCGGUAGAGUGACACGGAGGCCACUGUUGUAUAACAACUCAUGAAUCUAAUUUAACAGAUUUUUAGUAUUUCUGUUUAAAUUGUUGCUUUAUGUCUUAUUUUGUCAAAUAUUGUUAAUCAUUUCUAAGUUGAUUGCUAAUAUUUCCCAAUCUGAAGAACAUAAAUGAAGAUAAUUUAUUGUUUAAGAAUUAUUCUUGGGAGCUGGAGAGAUGGCUCAGUGGUUAAGAACACCAAGUGUUAACCAGAGGUCCUGAGUUCAAUUCCCAGCAACCACAGGGUGGCUCACACCAUCUGUAAUGAGAUCCGAUUCCCUUUUCUGGUGUGUCUGAAAACAGCUACAGUGUACGAAUAUAUAAUAAAAAAAAUAAAUCUUUAAAAAAAAAAAAA
Molecule: messenger RNA, 3181 nt
Organism: Rattus norvegicus (Norway rat)
Lineage: Eukaryota; Metazoa; Chordata; Mammalia; Rodentia; Muridae
Source: RefSeq, a predicted model, not a curated record